This is a messenger RNA of Botrytis sinoallii, 1033 nucleotides long. RefSeq lists its product as uncharacterized. The transcript is spliced from 2 exons. Gene Ontology annotation, molecular function: peptidyl-tRNA hydrolase activity. The record is from RefSeq and is a predicted model, not a curated record. Gene Ontology annotation, cellular component: mitochondrion; cytosol. NCBI's taxonomy places the organism in Eukaryota, Fungi, Ascomycota, Leotiomycetes, Helotiales, Sclerotiniaceae. Bases 1 to 714 code for a protein of 237 amino acids.
AUGGCAGAUAUGCGUGCACCACCCACUCCCACGGCCAUGCUAAUCGGCACCGCCAUCAUAGCCGGUCUCAGUGGAUAUAUGAUUGGAAUUGCGUCUAGUCUUGGAUUCUUCCCAAUUCCUUUCAUGCCACGGAAACCCAAGGAACGAGGAAUCGCGCAUUACGACGAUGAGGAAGAAAGCGAGGAGGAAGAUAUCGAUGCGUCUAUAUUAGACCAUGCGCCCAACUGGUCCAAUGGGUUAGAAGCUGAUAAACGAGAUGGGUUACGUGUAACACAGAACGAUACUACGAAAAAGAGUGAGAAGAAGAACAAGGAGAAGAAGGAGAAGAGUGAAGGCGGACCUGUGGACACCGGAGAAGAAUGUAAAUUGGUCUUGGUUGUGAGAACGGAUUUGGGCAUGACGAAAGGAAAAAUCGCUGCACAAUGUUCCCACGCCACACUCGCCUGCUACAAAACUAUCUCGCGCCAACCCGCCAAUGCAUUGAUUCUACGCCGCUGGGAACGGGAAGGUCAGGCAAAGGUCGCGCUGCAAGUAAAGUCUGAAGAUGAAUUGCAGAUCUUACAGGCGCAGGCUAUUAGUUUGGGGGUUGUGGCCGAGCAGAUUGCGGAUGCGGGUAGAACUCAAAUUGCGAGUGGGAGUCAUACUGUUUUGGGAAUUGGUCCUGCGCCAAAGAGUGUUAUUGAUCAGAUUACUGGGAAAUUGAAGUUGUUAUAGACGAGGAUGAUACUGGCAGAUUCAAGGGGGUUUGCAAAUGAAGCCCUGGGAAGAGUAAAGGCGGAGGAUCAAAAUUCCAAGACGAAUAUCAUGAAUACUUGGGAUUCGGACGCUACCGAGCACAGGAUUAGGGGCAAGGAGGGUGAUCUGAAGGAAUAUUGAUUGAUUCAAGACUUAUGGGGAUGAAGAUGUGAAAGUCAUCGAAGUUAUGAAACGAAGUACAGAAACUCAAAAGCGUAGCAUUGCUGGCGUUCAGGAUGAUCGAGGAUAUAUUUGUAGACACGAAUAGGCUUUGAAAUCAAUUCAUACUGAAGUCUUG